Podospora anserina S mat+ is the source of this 348-nucleotide messenger RNA. RefSeq lists its product as uncharacterized. The record is from RefSeq and is a predicted model, not a curated record. Gene Ontology annotation, molecular function: zinc ion binding; nucleic acid binding. The transcript has 3 exons. NCBI's taxonomy places the organism in Eukaryota, Fungi, Ascomycota, Sordariomycetes, Sordariales, Podosporaceae. Bases 1 to 348 code for a protein of 115 amino acids.
AUGGGUGUCUUUGCAAAGCGUUCGAUGGCCAAGACGAGGCGGAGACGUCGCGACCUGGACCAGAUUGCCUCUGACAUUGCCUCUCCAAGACAUCUUGAGCUCUACAAGGAGACCAAGGAUGUAGAGGAUCUCCCCGGUCUGGGGCAGCACUACUGCAUCCCAUGCGCCAAGUGGUUCGACACCGAGACCAACCUGACCUCUCACAAGAAGGGCAAGCCUCAUAGGAGACAAUUGAAGCAGCUCAAGGAUGGCGCUUUCACUCACAAAGAGGCGAACGCUGCUUCGGGUCUCGGGGUGGACAACGGUCCUGUGAAGCCCAAGAUGGACAUGGAGAUCGAUAUUGCUUAA